This is a messenger RNA of Cydia pomonella (codling moth), 6588 nucleotides long. It is a transcript of the gene Atg3, whose product is annotated as ubiquitin-like-conjugating enzyme ATG3. Bases 153 to 1127 code for a protein of 324 amino acids. Gene Ontology annotation, molecular function: Atg8-family ligase activity. The record is from RefSeq and is a predicted model, not a curated record. Lineage: Eukaryota; Metazoa; Arthropoda; Insecta; Lepidoptera; Tortricidae. The transcript is spliced from 7 exons. Gene Ontology annotation, biological process: autophagy of mitochondrion; autophagosome assembly; nucleophagy. Gene Ontology annotation, cellular component: cytoplasmic ubiquitin ligase complex; cytosol.
GUCAAAAGUCAAAACCGUCAAAUCAAACGAAAAGUGCUUUUGCGUACGGCAGUUUCGUAUUCCAUUGUCCGGCUAAAGGUAAUUUUUCGUAAUUGCCUUUUGUUUGGCACACAAAAGCCCAUUGUUCUUCGUCCAGUAGGCAGCGGGCUACAAUGCAAAGUGUCAUCAACACGGUGAAGGGAACCGCCCUGGGCGUCGCGGGGUACCUCACUCCCGUGUUGAAGGAAUCAAAGUUCCAAGAGACUGGUGUGCUAACUCCCGAAGAGUUUGUGGCAGCGGGGGACCACCUGGUACACCACUGUCCCACGUGGCAGUGGGCCAAGGGCGAGGAGUCCAAAAUCCGCAACUACCUGCCCGUCGACAAGCAGUUCUUGGUCACCAGGAAUGUGCCAUGCUACAGGAGGUGUAAACAGAUAGAGUACUGUGAAGAUAAAGAGAAGGUGAUAGAGGAUGACCAGGAUGGAGAAGGAGGCUGGGUGGACACUCACCAUUAUGACACCGCCGGCUCACCCACCGUUGAAGAGAAGGUGUGUGAGAUGACCCUAGAAGCGGCCGACACAGGCGACAGCGACGGCGAGGCAGGCGACCCCGACGAUGAUGAUGAUGAUGAGGAGGAGGAGGAGGAUGGUGAAGCUGAAGACAUGGAGCAGUUCCAGGAGUCGGGGCUGCUGGACGAAGUGGAUCCUUCAACAGAUCUCGCGCCGCGGAAGGAAAGCAAACCCAAGGAGCCGAAACCUUCUCGCGGCGACGGCGACGACAUCGUUCGGACGCGCACGUACGACCUGCACAUCACGUACGACAAGUACUACCAGACCCCGCGGCUGUGGCUCAUAGGGUACGACGAGAGCCGGGCGCUGCUGAGCGUGGAGGCGCUGUACGAGGACGUGUCGGCCGAGCACGCCAAGCGCACCGUCACCAUGGAGGCGCACCCGCACCUCGCCGGGCCCGGCAUGGCGUCCGUGCACCCGUGCCGACACGCAGAAGUGAUGAAGAAAAUAAUAGAGACGGUAACGGAGAGCGGCGGGGAAAUGGGUGUUCACUCGUACCUCAUCGUGUUCCUUAAAUUCGUGCAAACGGUCAUCCCCACCAUCGAGUAUGACUUCACGCAGAACUUCGCCAUCAACUAGACUGUCCUCGCGCGCAGCGACCUUUGUCAGUAGAAAAGGGCGGCAAAUUUAAAAAAAAAUUGGCGCGAAGGCGGAGAGUUGACUUUCCGUAGAAAAUUGAAUUUCCCGCCUUUUCUACUGACAAGUUCGCCUGUAUUCAGUAUAUUUAAUCGAUCCGAUGGGGCGAUGCGUGCCGGGACGGGUGCGAGCGAAAAAUCUGAUGAAAAGCUUCCGCUUAGGACAGAUGUUACUAGCGCAUGGUUUACUGGUAAUAGCGAGUGCGGCAUCUAGCUCUGUGGAUCUUGGAAACAAAUAUUGAUAAUAUUUCCAAAACUUUUGUACAAAACACCUUUUGUGUUGGAACUUAUUUGUUGGAGGUUUUCUUUUUUGAAUUGGCACUUCAGACUGGCAAAAAGGUCACAUUUUUCAUUUAUUUAGAAAACGUUUUUGUUCAGAUUGUAAAUUUUCUGCGAAACAUUCAUUUUAUAGAAUUAUUUGAGAAUCUGCAUCAGAAGUGCUAACGGUUCUAAAAAAAGAAAACCCAAAAGAAAUUUCUGAGGGUAAAGUUCAUACCAUUUAAGCUGUCGCAAACUUAUUAUGUAGACGAAAUUUAGUCAGACGAGGCCAAUUUCGUCUGUUUAGGUAUAUCUAGUUUUUGGAGUUCAGUCGCUUUUAUCUUGAAAUCUACGGUUACAUUAGAGACCGUGCGGGUUAGAGGGUCUGCCAUCUCGGGACCUGAAUCGAAAGAGAAAACAAUUUACGCUUCUAAGCAGGUGCCGCCCCCUACACUUCACGCUGGCUCUAUUUCGCAUAGUACAGACCCUGCCAUCUAGUGGCUUAAAUCUGAAAAUGGAAACUUGACAUAACGCUUCGCGCCAAUGAAUAGGGGGUUUCUGGGUUCUGUGUCGGCUACAGUUCAUGCAGUUUCUCGCCAGCUAGUGCAAACACUAACACUGAAUGAUGGCACGGUUUUGUAUAUUUCAACUUUGGAAUUAGCUACAUUUCGGUAUCGCCAUUUGAAAAACCUUCGCUGUAAUUACCAGCUAGGAUAUUUGCUGAAAAUGCUAAGCAAUAAUGCUCCAUAUUCCUUAAUGAUAAAGUUUAGUACAUUGGUGCUUUUGUGGUCGCAAUAAGGUUCUCGUUUGCUUAGCGUUGUAUCGGCGCCAAGAAGCAAUAUCGUUUAGUAUUUUAAGAAAUUCAAUACAUUUUUGUUUUUGGGGCAUGAUGAAAACGUGGAGAGGGAUACAAAAACAAAUUUUUCAUUAAACACGACUGUUGACACAUGAAAUCUUGCCUUCGUCGACGUUUAAGAAACUACAGUCGGCAGCAAAAAUAUCUAAGUGGAGCAGAUGUUCAAAACGACAUUUCAGAACGGUUCAAACCAUUCUGAACACCUCAGUACAUUAGCUGCUUAUAUAAUUAUCCCUGUACGUUAUUUAUUAGAGUCGAGCCAUGCUAACUCUGCACACCCUUUGCUAUGACAAAGUGUGGAACUGCUGUCAUUAACUUCAAAUAUGACGUUCAGUAUGGCUCUUAGUCACGUCAAAGUCGGUAUAUUUAGAGUGCUUAGACGUUCGAAUGGCGUGGUAAUGGUAUUUUAAAAAAGGCAGAUUCUAUAACUGAUGGUGUUUUAUACAAUCGUUAUAUAAUAGAGAGCUUUGCAGUUAAGUACCGUGUUCAUAGAUACAUUGAUUGAGAUGUGUAAAAUCUAAGACACUUCCGCGCUUCGAAUUUGACAAAUAAACGAGAUAACUUUGAUUGUCAAAAGUUGACGUUUGACAAUUCAGUGACCACAAAACAUGGCGCAGUACAUGAUUUGGGUGUUAAACUAAGGGGCACGUUUUUUUGUUAGACUUAACCUUUCUAUUACAAUCAAUUCUCUUUGUCGUGAUUAGACAACGAAGCUUGCUGAGUUUGCUAAGUAAGGUAAGAGAUUGAAAAGCGUUAUUAUAUCACAAUUGUAUACAAUACUUUUUCUACGAGUCAUCUAAAAUAGUACUUUUUUACUAUAAUACCUAAAUAAAUAAUGGAAAGUGGUAGGUAUCUCAGUAAGCAAAAAUGUAGUACAAAAGACAUAAACGCGCGACUAUUUAGUCCCACUCCGCGCCCGUUUAGUCUUUUCUUUGGGAGCGCCGAGGCACGUGAUGGGUAAGAAAAAAAUAUAGUUGACUACAGUAUAUCGAAAUGAAUAUUAUAGUUGAGUUGGGAGCCCAUACAUGAACACGCAAUUAUAGUUUGGUAUACGAAGUCUUAAUUCAACCAUUACAGUCGAUGGUUAGAAAAAUGAUAUUAGCCAACGAAUUUAAACAUGUUUAGUAAUGCCAUUGCAAUAGUAGAGAACUUAUCACAUUUAUAUAAGAGCUAGACAUUAUAUAAUAUUAGUACAAAUAAUUGCUGUAACCACAAAAUAAAAUAAAAAUUGUCCUCCCUAUGAAAUCAUAGUGAUGUUCGGAUAUUUUCACAACUUCUUGUCUUGUAAUGCUACACACAUUUUUAUUUAAGCUAAUUUAGAAAGUGGGAUCAAGCCAAUUCUGCAUGCCACUUGCAAUAACAAAGUGUGGAAUAUCAUAAUUAAUGUCAAUUUUUCUAUGAAAAUAUGACGUAUAUAAUGACAACGCCGCACUUUAUCAUAUUGAUGCUGGUGCAAUGUUAGCUUAGACGGACUCUUAUCUAUUUAAUUUUGUUAUAUUACAUUUAAAACUUGUUACACUUGCGAUUGUGGUACCUAAACCUAGAAGAGCGUUUCUUUUUUUGUUAUUCAUUUAUUGCCACUUUUGUGUUAUUUUUCGUCAGAAUAGCGAGUCCUUUUCAUCCUUGUAGGGGAAAAAAUGACAAAAUUUCCAUACGUCGUUCAAACUUUCCUUUUUGUUACCGCCAUACAAAGAAUAUGGGGACAUGGUAACACAAUAGGAAAAAACUCUGGGACUUUUUAUUACCAUUAGGAUCGUAAGAGCUCGGAAUUCUGAGAAGAAAUAAGUUAAUGAAAAAAUACAAAAAUAAUGAAAGAGGCAUGGUUUUUUAAGAAUCGCUCGGACGUUUUUAGUAUUAAAUUGCGCCGAUUUUGUGAAAAUUACCAAUUUUCGUAAUUUAAUUUCCUACGAUUACACGUCGAGAUCGUCGAUAUGUUAUGUUAUGUUAUGAUACAGUCUUAUGUUAUGUUAAUCACAGUAAAGCAAUGAAACACGUAAAGCUUUACUUUUUAUACAAAAUCUUGUUUUUUAUCAUAAUUAAUUUUGUUAAUUAUAAAGAAUUAAAGAUAUGUAUUGUGCGGUUUGGAAACAUUCCUACGGAACGUCCAGCAGCUGUUGCGGUCGCUGAUAAAAGAUUAUGCUUUCAAAGUAUUGUCACCUACAAAAAUAUGUUACAUAACGAAGGCUGCAAAAAUAUCUGAUAUGAUCCUACAGGCCAAUUCCAACAAUAUAAUGUGAUACUUAUCUGACAUCAUUCCAAUAUGAGAUGGUUCCAAUCUCCUUUAGAGGACCUGCCGAAUUGCGCAUUAUGUCAACCUUCAACCAAAAACGUCACUCUUGACAGAUCAGUAUCAAAUUGGAAGGCUUAGAACUUUUGGUAGCAUACUGUGGUUCGAGAAUCUAUGGAGUCGCAAAACAUUUUUUUUUAAAAGCCGAAGUCAAAGUAAAUAUUACAUGUAUAUUUAUAUGUAAAAAUUAAGUAAAUGCUGGUAAACUAAAUAAACGGUUGUGGUAUUGGGUAGGGGUAGGUAAUUUUUUGAUGAAAAAAAUAUUUCCUCUACCAUCGUAAAGAAUGUGUUUAGAUAAGAGUGUUAUGUUCAGUUUUAUUCUCCAAUCAAUAUUUACAGAGAUAUACUGAAGAACCCCAAUACUCUUUAAAUAUUGAUCGGAGAAAAAACUGUAUCUAGCAAAACUUCUUCCUCCUGCCCUUAUCCCACAUUAUGUGGGGUCGGCACAACAUGUUAUUCUCUUCCAUUCUCCUCUAUUUUUCGUCACCUCAGCACUCACUCCUUUCUUUCUCAUAUCCUCUUUCACACAAUCCAUCCAUCGUUUUUUCGGUCUACCAUCCGCUCUCCGUCCAUCAACAUUCAUUCCUAACAUUCUUUUUCCUAUAAGGCAUUCAUCCCUCCUCAUUAAAUGCCCAUACCACGCUAACCUACCACUCCUUAUCUUCUCCGCUACCGGUGCUACUUUCAAAUUUCCCCUUAUAUACUAAUUCUUAAUCCGAUCCUUUCUCGUCACUCCACACAUCCAUCUCAACAUUCUCAUUUCCGCGGCGUGCACUCUUCUUUCAUCCGUCACUUUCGUCGCCCAGCAUUCUGAUCCAUACAUUACAAGAGGUCUCACGAUCGUCCUGUAGAUUUUCCCCUUAAGUUUAAGGGGCAUUCGUGGAUCGCAAGUUGUUCCAGAAACCUGUCGCCAUUUCAUCCAUCCCGCAUUUAUUCUAUUUUUCACGUCACGGUCGAUGUUGCCGUCACAUAACUGGCAGGAAGUGGCACAGGAUCGAGACAGGUGGCGUUCUCUCAUUUUGGAGGCCAAGACCCUCAUUGGAUCACUGCGCCACAAUAGUUAGUUAACAAAACAUUAUUUAAACACAUUCUUUACGAUGGUAAAAGAAAAGAAAAUCCAAAAUUUAUAUGUUCCAUAAACGACCCUCCUAUCCCAAUCGUUUAUUCUGUUUACUAGCAUUUACGUAAUUUUUACAUAUACAUACUAUACUUACUUUGACUUUGAAAAAAUAAAAUGUUGCGACUCCAUGGAUUCUAGAACCACGGUAUGCUACUAAAAGUCCUAAGCCUACAAAUUGGAUUUAAUUGCUAAAACUAGAAUCUAAGAACUUCACUUUUGACCCUGACAGAUCAGUAUCAUAUUGGAAUGAGAUUUAAUAACUAAAACUCGAAUUGGCCUGUUACUUGUGGAGCCAUAAUAAGAGCGGCUCACAUAUUUUUGCACCCUUCGAAGAGUAACAUAUUAUUGCAGGUGACUUUACGUAAUUAAGUUUUUUUUAGUUUUGAAAGUCAUUCUAACCUUUCGUAUGCGCCUGUCAAAUAAUUGCCAUUUAUUUAGCAACCAUGACAUGUCAUGUUUCAAUUGAAGUUGUUUGAAUAUAUAUGGAGCAGACCUGUUCCUAAGCAUACCAAAGGCUUUACAUUUUCAAGUUAUUCCCAGCUGUUACCACUGGGGAAGAAAGAGCAGUAAUUACCAGUUGUAACAACGGGGAAAACCGACAGAUGUAUAUUAAUCGAUCGCAACAACUCUGAGAAAGUAGUUUUAUUCUUCAGGCUUGACAUUCUGAUGCAUCUGGCUGGAUUUAUAUACGCGAUCUUUUUUAUACUGAUGUGGUUUUGAUAUUAUUACGUAAGAAUUAUAAGCAAUGUUAUUAUAUUAUUUAGCUCGAGAAUAAACUUUUAAAUCCGCAGUACACUUUAAGUUGUGUAAAUCUUUUAUUUAUGAGCAUGUUGAUUGUGCAUUAUUUUUACAUAAUCUUUUAUUAAAUGAAUAUUUUGCUACCA